This is a messenger RNA of Williopsis jadinii, 234 nucleotides long. RefSeq names its product LYR motif-containing protein 2. Gene Ontology annotation, cellular component: mitochondrion. The transcript has 3 exons. The coding region runs from base 1 to 234 and encodes 77 amino acids. The record is from RefSeq and is a predicted model, not a curated record. NCBI's taxonomy places the organism in Eukaryota, Fungi, Ascomycota, Saccharomycetes, Phaffomycetales, Wickerhamomycetaceae.
AUGAGUAGGAAACUGGGUCUCAAAGAGUUUAUGCAUAAUCAAGAGGUGCUGAGGUUCUAUAGACAGGUGCUUCGAGACAUAAGAAAAGCACCGGUGGAUCAGCAGGCAGAGCUUCUGAGCUACGUGAAGCACGAGUUCCGAUCCUCUGCGCCAACCCUGGAUGCCAACAAGUAUCUGAUGUCAAAUGGGAAACAGCAGUACAGCAUCAUGAAGAGAGCGUUGGGUAUUUCAUGA